Molecule: messenger RNA, 2352 nt
Organism: Brassicogethes aeneus
Lineage: Eukaryota; Metazoa; Arthropoda; Insecta; Coleoptera; Nitidulidae
Source: the annotation of a GenBank genome assembly
GUCAUGGCGAGUUGUUAUGGUGGUGUUUUGGCAAAAAAGGAGAUAUAAAAAGUGUUAAAUUUAGUGUGUAAAUGUAAAUAUGAAUUCUCCAGAGGAGACUAAAAAUGUGAUUCAAAAUGAGGAGAUGCCAUCCUGCAGCCGGGUGUCUUCGGACAAUAACGCUAAUACAACAAAUAAUACAGAUCAAAGUAAAGGAGCAAUACCAAAAACAAAAAUCGUAAGCAAAAGCUGUAUUUCUACAUCGAAAAAGAUUGUUAAAUUGAACAAUAACUCGGAAACUAUGGCCCCCAUGAAUUGUCUGGUUGGGAAUUGUGGUGACAUGAUAAAAAAAAAUGGAUAUACUGAAAAUGGUUCAAUGUCAAAUAUCUUUAACAACUCGAGUCUUUUAAAUGAACACGAAGCAAAUAACGGUCUAGGAAGCAAGGAGCCUGAUGAUUAUGACUACAAUUUAAGAAAACUGGGUAUUUCAAAUGAAGAUGACUUUGUUAAACUUUCAUAUCCAGAUGAUUUGUUUGCUUGUUUUGGUGAUCAAAAUCACACCCCUCCAAAAAAUGACUCGGAUAGUUGUAGUGAUGACACAGAGUUAUUGUCUGUAUCAGACGAUGGCUGUAUUUAUACUUAUAAGGCUGAUUAUCUGGCUGAUUUGCCAAGAUCAUUUUUUAAUCUUGAAAUACCACCAAAUGAAAAUAUUGAACAACCUCUUGUCUCUGUUAGUAGGGAAGGAAACUGCAGUCCAGAAAUGGACUUUCUUGAAAUGGACUUUGAACCAGAAUCCACUGGGGACCAGGAUGGACUUAGAACUGAUUUAGGUGAUGACAAUAUUGCUAAAGAUAGUUUUGACUCUCAGUUUAUGUUACCUAAAAGUGAAUUAUGUGGCUCAAGAAAUGUUGAUAAAACCAUACUAGUGAAUAGUGAUAGUGUUGUUAAUGAAGUUUUUCACAACAAUUAUGACACUUUUUCUGAAAUUUUGAAGACAUUUCAUUUAGCAAAGCCCAGUGAACAGUCAGAAAAAGCACAUCUACCACAUAAAACGCAUCACACGGAAUCCACAGUACAAUCUGAUUUUACCAACAAAGAAGAUUUAUCUCAAUGUUGGUCAAAAACCAGCGAAAAUGAAACCGUCAUGAUUUGGAGCGAGAGCGAGGCGGCCGCAAAACAAAUUUCCCAGAUUGCGCCAUCGUCUUGUGGCGCGACAGCAGUCCUUAAUGUCCUGAGCGCACUAAGGCUUCCAAUACCAACAGUUGAUAAGAUACAGGAGAUGGUCAGCACUAGGUUUAGAGCCAACUCAGCUCCCCUUGCUGAGUAUUUACUAUCUAGGUCCAGGGCUGGCUGCAACCACCGAGACAUCAUCCAGGGCCUAUACAGCGCCUCAAACGGUUCUGUUUACGCCCGAUUUUUCUCAAUGUAUCCGCCUAGAGCAAUAAAUCUCUACAAAUGGUUGGCCUAUUGGAUUAAACAAGGCGCCAUUCCAAUAGCAACGUUAAAUUUGCAAAAAUCCGAAAAAAAUUCAGCGAAAGAAAUAGCGGAUAGUUGGCAUCAUCAAAUGAUAUACGGGGUCGGUCCGAAAGGAAUUUACGUCGCAAACCCAAGCGAUUGCGUAGAUGCCAAGGAAAUGUGGCCGCAACUGACCUCAGAGUCUGUUUUAUUAAUUAGGAGAAGCAAUGUUUUUCCCAAAUUUGACUUUAAAACAAGUAUGAAGGAUCUAAUGAAAAUAUCUGAUGUUCGGUGGAAGGAAAUUAAUGUUGUUGGUCAAGUAGCCAAUUUAAUACGAGAAAGUCGGCGAGAAGUGAGGUUAGGGUCAACAGUGACGUCACACAUAAAAAUUCCAGCAGACUACAAGUCGGGUAUCACGUUAGCAAUCGACGUUAAUUCUCCUGCAGUAUCGCUUCUUCGGCAAUGUCCGGAACUUCCGUUGAUUGAAGGCUAUUUUUAAUAUUAUACUUUCAGUGCCUUUAAUUUAGGUAAAGAAUAAGAUUGUAUAGUACACAUAUACACUUAAGCAGGGUAUUUUAAUAUUGCAUCAGAAAUUUGAAAGGGAUAAUUUUUCGUGGUGUAAAAUAAUAGUAGGGGGUAAUUUCAUAUCAAAUCAACCAAAAAAAAAGGUAAAUUUUGUUUUCAAUAUUUUCAAUUCACCAAUUUUGCCUCUGCAGGCUCUUAAAACAACAGAUAUAUCUCAGGAACUGCUUAUUACAGAGCAUUGAGUAAUAGUUUAUGUUAAAGGUCUUUUGAAGCCCUUUCAGAUAAGUUAUCUCAUGAUAUACUUUUUAUUUAAAAAAAUGGAAAUUUUUGUAAAUUUCUCAAAAACACCAUAUUUUUUUUCAAAAAAAUAUAUUCUUUUUAUUUAUGUUUAAG